UCGCCCUCCAACCGUUUACUGCCAUUUCCAUCCCACCUUGUGCAAGCUCUCCCACACUGUAGGGAGUUUUUAGUUUGACCUCGGCACAUAUUUUCGCCAUGGCCACUCCGCUGCAAUUCAACCCAGCGCAGGAACAAGCUGUCGCCGACAUCCUAUCACGCCCUCGCGCCGCCAAUACCGGUCCAUUCGCACAAUUCCUAAAUGUAUACGAUGCGUUCCAAGAGCGGAGAGAAGCAUUGGGUCUCAGCAACCCGGGCACAGUCGAGAACAUUGCGAGAGAGGUCCAACGCGAUGUCUUCCUGAACAACUCCAGCUUCUCAGGCCUGCGCGCCGAGCUCACCAAGGCCUUCAGCGCCGCUCCUCUAUUCCAGGUUGCGCACUCGUUGUCUAUGGGAUCGCAGGUCAUGCCACCAUACUCAUACAUGGUUCUUUACGGAUCACCACGGGUGUUCAUGCAAGGAAACCUCGAUAACGAGCUUGCCUUCUCCGGUCGCUUCAACUGGCGCUGGACGUCAGCAUUCGUUACCAAGACCGCCGUCCAGCUCACAUCACAAGGCAACAUGGUGUCGCUCGAGAACGACUACACUGGCGCCGAUUUCUCCGCUUCGCUAAAGGCUGUCAACCCCUCCAUACUCGAUGGCGGUAUUACUGGCAUGCUCAUGGCAAGCUACCUCCAGGCCGUCACCCCCAAGCUCUCACUCGGUAUCGAUGCUUUCUGGACCCGCCCCGCUAUGGCAUACCCACCAGAGCUGAACGUCUCAUAUGCGGCACGUUACAGGGCUGUCGACUGGAUGGCGUGCGGUCAGAUCAUUCCUGAUCGUGGUGUAUUGGAGGCUUCAUACUGGCGCAGGCUUACAGACAAGGUUGAGACGGGUAUCAACUGCAACCUCGCAUUCGCUGGAAUUGGCCCUGGAGGACCCAUGGCCGGACCACAGAAGGAGGGCAACGUCACAAUCGGUGCCAAGUACGACUUCCGUCAGUCGUCAUACAGGGCGCAAAUCGACAACCAGGGCAAGGUCUCAUGUUUGUUGGAGAAGAUGAUUGCGCCGCCGAUCCGUGUGACCUUCUCAGGUGAAAUCGACCACAAGAGCAACGCCGCCAAGCUUGGUCUGGCCGUUGCGAUAGAAGCCGCCGACGAGGCCAUCAUGGAACAGCAAGAACAACAGGGCGCCGCAAUGUCAGCCGGCUCGAUCCCCUUCUAAACGCCUCUCCACACACCCAUGUAUCGACUAUAAUACCAUGACUCUUCUCUUUGCUGUAUUACCACCUUUCUUGGAGCGAGCGUCGUCUGCAAACCCAGCGUCACCGCUUUCCUGGUCUCAUCCCACUAUCUGCGGAAUGAUCGCGGUACUGAAUGCGCGCGGCUGGGGUGAUUUAUGAAUGUAAAAGGCGCAACGUUGACAUCUGAUGGAAUACGAGCUUUGGUAGACCGGGAUUCGGCGAAGCAUCUAUGUCGCCAGACGUUUGCAUGUCGACAUGAGACGAUGUAUUUGUACAUAUAGUAGCAUAGCCAGUGGGCGCAAAAAAAUAAAAUGUACAGAAAC
Molecule: messenger RNA, 1544 nt
Organism: Alternaria rosae
Lineage: Eukaryota; Fungi; Ascomycota; Dothideomycetes; Pleosporales; Pleosporaceae
Product: eukaryotic porin-domain-containing protein
Exons: 3
Coding region: 99-1202 (367 amino acids)
Biological process (GO): protein import into mitochondrial matrix
Cellular component (GO): mitochondrial outer membrane translocase complex; mitochondrial outer membrane
Molecular function (GO): transmembrane protein transporter activity
Source: RefSeq, a predicted model, not a curated record